Molecule: messenger RNA, 429 nt
Organism: Fulvia fulva
Lineage: Eukaryota; Fungi; Ascomycota; Dothideomycetes; Mycosphaerellales; Mycosphaerellaceae
Product: Ubiquitin-like protein ATG12
Exons: 2
Coding region: 1-429 (142 amino acids)
Biological process (GO): nucleophagy; autophagosome assembly; C-terminal protein lipidation
Cellular component (GO): Atg12-Atg5-Atg16 complex; cytoplasm; phagophore assembly site membrane
Source: RefSeq, a predicted model, not a curated record
AUGGCUUCCUCACCGCAGCAAUCAUCGUCGUCACCAGAUGCGCCAAUCGAGGAAGAAGAUGGCGCAGCAGAUCUGCCCAUGACCAUGGCAGCAUCCGUCGUGCUCGACCAACUACCCAAAGACGCACACCGAGCUCUCGAGACAGCCGGCGAACUCGAACAGGCCAAAGUCACGGUGCGUCUGUCGCCACUGCCGAACACGCCACAGCUGAAGCAGCCGCGGUUCAAGUGUUCGAGCAAUCAGCGCUUUGAGUAUAUUGUGCGGUUCCUGAGGAGGAAGCUGGGGCUGAAGGACUCGGAGUCUGUGUUUUGCUAUGUGAAUUCGGUCUUUGCGCCGGGGUUGGAUGAGGGUGUGGGCAAUCUUUGGAGGUGUUUCAAGGUCGGCGAUGAGUUGGUCGUCAACUAUAGCAUUACGCAGGCAUUUGGUUGA